UGCUAAAUUUGAAAACUUCAUCUUCAGAUAGUGUCAAUGUUCUUGAAAUUAUUUGUUCAUCGCCAUUACAGCUCUGUUACUUUCUUCACAAAUACUCCAUCUAAAGAAUCAGAAAUUAUCCAUCUUUGCAGGUCAGGUUUACUGUCUCAAGCUAUAAAGCUUCUCAAAACCACAGAAAAAAUCUCUUCAAAACCAAUCGUAUAUGCUACAUUGAUACAGACAUGUACUAAAUCUCACUCAUUCAAUCAUGGGGUUCAAUUCCAUACCCAUGUCAUCAAAACUGGGCUCGAAACGGAUCGGUUCGUUGGGAAUAGCUUACUUGCUCUCUACUUCAAAUUGGGUUCAAAUUUUCUUGAAACUCGGAGGUUCUUUGAUGGAAUGGUGUAUAAGGAUGUUGUUGCUUGGUCUUCGAUGAUAACGGGGUAUGUUCGUAUUGGGAAGCCUAAGAUUUCACUGGAGUUAUAUGGGGAAAUGAUUGAUAUGGGUUUUGAGCCAAAUGGGUUCACUUUGUCUGCUGUGAUUAAAGCUUGUUCUGAUAUUGGGAAGUUGAAAUUAGGGAGUGGAUUUCAUGGGGUUGUGAUAAGCCGUGGAUUUGAAGAGAAUAAUGUGAUUGUGAGUGCGUUAAUUGAUAUGUAUGGUAAGAAUUAUGCAUCAGGUGAUGCACUUAAGCUGUUUGAUGAAUUGCCUGAACCAGAUGCUGUUUGUUGGACCUCAGUUAUUUCAUCUCUCACGAGGAACGAAUUGCACGAGGAGGCUUUGGGGUUCUUCUAUACAAUGCAUAAGAAGAAUGGACUGGCCCCGGAUUUGUUUACGUUUGGAAGUGUGCUGACUGCAUUAGGUAAUUCUGGUAGGACGAGGCAAGGUAGACAAGUUCAUGCUAAGAUUGUGACUGCUGGUCUUUGUGGGAACGUGAUUGUCGAUAGUAGUUUAGUGGAUAUGUAUGCAAAAUGUGGGUUGGUUGAUGUGUCUCAGCGUGUUUUUGACCGAAUGGAUAAGAGGAAUUCUGUUUCGUGGUGUGCGUUAAUGGGUGGCUACUGUCAAAAGGGUGAGUUUGACAUUGUUAUUGAGCUCUUUAGGACGAUGGGGGAGGUUGAUCUUUACUGCUUUGGGACUGUUCUUCGUGCCUGUGCAGGGUUGGCAGCGUUGAAGUCAGGGAAGGAAGUUCACUGCCAGUAUUUGAGGAGAGGUGGCUGGAGUGAUGUUAUCGUGGAAUCAGCUCUAGUUGAUCUCUAUGCAAAAUGUGGCUUUGAUAAUUAUGCCUAUGUGAUUUUUCGCCAAAUGAAUGUUAGGAACUCGGUUACCUGGAACUCAAUGAUAUCUGGAUUUGCUCAGAAUGGGAAAGGCGCAGAAGCUAUUGCAGUGUUCAAGGAGAUGAUUAGUGAAGGGGUUAAGCCAGAUUAUAUCAGCUUUAUCGCGGUUCUUUUUGCUUGUAGUCAUAACGGUAUGGUUGAUGAAGGGCGAAAGUAUUAUCUCUCAAUGAUUAAUGAGUAUGGUAUCAAAGCUCAUAUCGAGCAUUAUAGUUGCAUGGUUGAUCUUCUAGGUCGGGUUGGAGAGGUAGAAGAAGCUGAAAGCUUGAUUCUAGGUUCGGAAUUCAGAAACGAUGCUUCCCUUUGGGCUACCCUACUUGGUGCUUGUACUAGCAAUACAAAUCCUACCGUUGCAGAGCGAAUUGCAAAGAAAAUGAUGGAACUAAAUCCCGAUUAUCAUUUAAGUUAUGUUCUUCUAGCAAAUGUGUAUAGAGCAGUAGGCCGGUGGGCUGAUGCUCUUGAGAUUCGGCGACAGAUGCAAGAAAAAAGAGUGAAUAAGAUAACCGGGAAGAGCUGGAUUUAAACAAAUACUGACAAAGAGCUUUAUCAGGACACCUUUGUUUCGACAUGCAACUUGUAUUCCUCUCGUGUAUGGGUGACCCUUGUUUCGAGAUGCAACUUGUAUUCCUCUCAUGUAUGGGUGACCCUUAUUUCGAGAUGCAACGUGUAUUCCUCUCGUGUAUGGGUGACCCUUGUUUCUAGAUGCAACUUGUAUUCCUCUCGUGUAUGGGUGACCCUUGUUUCGAGAUGCAACUUGUAUUCCUCUCAUGUAUGGGUGACCCUUGUUUCGAGAUGCAACGUGUAUUCCUCUCGUGUAUGGGUGACUCUUGUUUCAAGAUGCAACGCGUAUUCCUCUCGUGUAUGUAACCUUUGACCGGGUAAGCUUACAAGGCCCUUGUAACAAGAGGAUAUAGAACUUCAUAGCUCAAAGGGUUCUAGUGGCACAAGCCUUUUAAUAAUAAUAGCGAGGUGGCGAAAUCAAAUCCCACCCAACUCAUUUAGGUUUGGUUUGAUUAUAUUGAUCCGUCUGUUUGUUAGCUCAACUCACCCAUUAAAAUUAAUUUGAUAUGUAAUCUAAAUUGAUUUUUGAGAAAUUUUGUCCUAAUACUUUUUUA
Molecule: messenger RNA, 2422 nt
Organism: Solanum pennellii
Lineage: Eukaryota; Viridiplantae; Streptophyta; Magnoliopsida; Solanales; Solanaceae
Product: pentatricopeptide repeat-containing protein At1g03540
Exons: 1
Coding region: 37-1830 (597 amino acids)
Biological process (GO): RNA modification
Molecular function (GO): RNA binding; protein binding
Source: RefSeq, a predicted model, not a curated record